UGUUUUUUUUAUCGCAAAUACAGAAAUGUGCACACAGUUGACGCGAUGGACGAACUCGGGACACUGCUUACGAAUCGCAUACAGUUGUGGAUGUUAGUACUGUAGUGCGCCGCAUUUUUAUAUAUAAAGCCAUGGUCAAUCCACUGCUGGAUGAAGGCCUCCAAAAGCCGACUUGCCAGCGCCCACGAUAAGAUAACUCUAGAAAAACACGGGGUGCACAGUUCGGGCAGAACCACCAUAUGAAUGAACUUAUCCAUGUACAAUCGUUGACAAUGCGUGUAUAGCUCGCACAUGUACCGUGAUCGUCGUGGUGUACAUGUCUCUCCACGUGUGUGGAUGGUAGAACGAGGAAUGUUUUGUAAUACAUAUACGUGCUACGACUUGGUCACGAUCAAAUGUGUCGUGUGCGUGCGUAACAUAAGCACAACGUGUACGUAACACGCGCUAUAUUAUUUUUAUACCGAGGAGAGCUAAAGUCUAACUGUUGAAGCGUACAAAGGGGGGCUCCAGAUCUGAUAAGCAAGCAAAUAGUGCGCGUGCUGAAAAGUUUAGUUUAAAAAAACACAUAUACAGUGGCUUAUAAUAACAGCCCUCGCGCAAGGCAUUUAACAAGGUUGACUGGCUAGAUCCCAAAAUCUCUUGCCGCUCUCAUUAUCAAUCUUCGUAGAGAAACCACGAGUCAUUGCAAUUACGAGUCACUGUAAAUUGUAAAUGACUCGUAAUUGCUCCAAUGAAACGCACCUGUGCAAACGCGCGUGCGAAUACGCGUCUGUCUUCUGCCGCAUCCUGUGAAGUUAUCGGGACACAACUCGAUUGAUAGGACCCAUUGGCGCUCGUCGGCGAAGUGGAGAGCGAUGGGCAACUGCGUGGCGCUGUCGUCCGUGGUCGCGCUGGGUGCCAACAUCAUCUGCAACAAGAUCCCGGGUCUGGCCCCGCGGCAGCGAGCGUUGUGCCAAAGCCGGCCCGAUGUCAUCAUCGUCAUCGGGGAGGGCGCGCAGUUGGGCAUCAGCGAGUGCCAGUACCAGUUCCGCUUCGGUCGCUGGAACUGCACGGCGCUGGGUGAACGUACUGUGUUCGGGCAAGAGCUCAAAGUAGGCAGCCGAGAGGCGGCGUUCGCGCACGCGGUGGCGUCGGCGGGCGUGGCGCACGCCAUCACGACGGCGUGCAGCCAGGGCAACCUGAGCGAGUGUGGCUGCGACCGUGCGCGCCAGGGCUCGUACAACGCGCGCGAGGGCUGGCGCUGGGGCGGCUGCUCGGCGGACGUCCGCCACGGCCUCGAGCUGUCGCGCCUCUUCGUGGACGCUCGCGAGGUGCGCCAGAGCGCUCGCACGCUCAUGAACCUGCACAACAAUCGCGUGGGACGCAAGGUGCUGGAGGAGAAGAUGAAGCUGGAGUGCAAGUGCCACGGCGUGUCGGGUUCGUGCACCACCAAGACGUGCUGGACGACGCUGCCCAAGUUCCGCGAGGUGGGCUACGCGCUCAAGGACAAGUACGAGCACACGGUGCACGUGGAGCCGGUGAGCGGCAGCCGUUACAUGCGGCCGAUGUUCCUCAAGGUGAAGAAGUCGCGCUCGUACCGCAAGCCGCUCGACACGGAGCUCGUGUUCACCGAGCGCUCGCCCAACUACUGCGAGGAGGACCCAGCGACGGGCAGCGCGGGCACGCGCGGCCGCCUCUGCAACCGCACGUCGCCGCACGCCGACGGCUGCGACCUGCUGUGCUGCGGCCGCGGCUACAACACGCACCAGUACACGCGCGCGUGGCAGUGCAACUGCAAGUUCCACUGGUGCUGCUACGUGCGCUGCAGCACGUGCAGCGAGAGGACAGAGGAGUACACGUGCAAGUGACGGAGGCGGCGGUCGGUCGGUCGGACGGUCGGUCGGUCGGUCGGUGAUGCCCUCUUGAAACGAUGGGGAGGGCAGUUUGUGUUUGUUUCGGUUUUUAUUGCCGGCGUUAAGUGUUGAGCUCGUUUGAUUUUACGUUUUUGUUUCUUGUGGUGGUGUUGUUUUUGUUGGCGUUCUUUUUGACAGUUUUUUUUUAUUUUUACUUUUAGUUUAUAUUUUUUUAAAUGAUUAUAACGCGGGGUGAAAUGGAAGUGUAAUUUCCAUGCCACGCGAUUUGUGAGACGGUGGAUUUAUUAAUGACAGAUCCCAUCGCCGUGUGCUUAAAGUGCCGAUGGAGAGUGGGAAGAUUUAAUUGAGGACCGUCAAAGCAAAUUUCCUUUCGUGAAAGAGGGCACAGUUUUAACCUCAAUAGUUUAAUUACUUCUGAAAAUCCAUUUACAUGCAGAAGUAAAGUUAAACAAAAAUGAAGUUAAACAUACUGCUGCUGCGAAGCCUCCCACUUCACCUUUGCAUGCAGUAUAUAAACAUUAAAUCACUUUUAAAAAUUAAAUAUAUUUUUACGUUAAUUUUAACAAGUCUCCGCGAAUAAGGUAAAAAAAAAACUUACUGUGGAGUAGUGUACUUUAAGUAUAAUUAUUUUUGUUUUUAUUUUCAGAUUGAAAUAAAUCAAUAUAUUAUUGUUGCGAGAAUUUAACGAACUUAAAAAAAAAGUUUAAAUAAUAGCAGCAAUAUACAGGGGAGGGGGGGGGGGAGCUCAAUAGCUCUCCGAGUGUCUUGUUAAAACCUUUUCAUAGACGAUGUGUGAAGACCUUGGUCGUAACGUGCAGCACUGACAAACACAAAUGAAACCAAGCUAUGUGCAGUCUGUGCGUUUUUCGGUUCUCUGUGAUGAUUUGUGAGGGGGGGGGG
Messenger RNA from Petromyzon marinus (sea lamprey), 2753 nucleotides. RefSeq names its product protein Wnt-7b-like. Gene Ontology annotation, cellular component: extracellular region. Gene Ontology annotation, biological process: positive regulation of JNK cascade; multicellular organism development; neuron differentiation. NCBI's taxonomy places the organism in Eukaryota, Metazoa, Chordata, Hyperoartia, Petromyzontiformes, Petromyzontidae. Gene Ontology annotation, molecular function: frizzled binding; cytokine activity. The record is from RefSeq and is a predicted model, not a curated record.